Messenger RNA from Metarhizium robertsii ARSEF 23, 2700 nucleotides. RefSeq lists its product as uncharacterized. NCBI's taxonomy places the organism in Eukaryota, Fungi, Ascomycota, Sordariomycetes, Hypocreales, Clavicipitaceae. The coding region runs from base 1 to 2700 and encodes 899 amino acids. The transcript is spliced from 4 exons. The record is from RefSeq and is a predicted model, not a curated record.
AUGGCGUACAACCGCCCGCCUUUAAAUUCCCCAGAGGAAGACGAGGAAUUCAAUAUCUCGCCUAUCCGGCUGCCCAACCCACCCCAGGUGACCAAUGUGUUUAACACCAGCGGGUAUGAACACUUGGAUCUCGGCAAUGGAGACGACGACUCCAUCCACGAGGAGGCCAGCUCUCCGUCCAACACAAUCAACAGCCUGGGCAUCUUCCCAGAUCAAAGAGCCAGGGCCGUCAGAGUCCGCAGGGUGUCUGGCGUAGACAAGUCCCCCGACGUCACGUCCUCUUCGGAAGCGGCCUCGCCGGAUUCCGGCAAAGGCCUGCUCGACUCUCCGGCAAGCUCGAACGGGAGGUCACCGGGGGGGUCUCCGUGGGCGGGUCAUAGAUCGACGAGCAUGUUCGAAAGACUCAUGUCUAAAAAGGUCAACGAGGAGACGGCUUCGCUGAGACAGAAUGCGAGUCCUUUUGCAUAUUCUCCGGCCCCGAAUACGCCCAUGGGUAUCCUCCAUAAAAGCCCUUCAACGGACAUGGAGUCUGGGAAAGAGGAUUACGACACUGAAGCAUUUAACAAGAGAUUUAGCGCACCCCCAAGAUACUGCAGGGCCCAAACGGACAUUUGGCAUAAGAGAAAAAACCUACUGAUGAUGCUUGCCGCUGUGUAUUCCCUAGUUAUGGGUAGCAUCUUAUUUGCCAUAUCUAUUCGGCAACCUGCCGUGUCUGCCAUUGGCCUGGUCGGCCCGAAGAUUUCUACGGCAAUAACCUUCGUUUCGUUUGUAGGAAAGACGGUCGAAAUCUCCUUUGCCGUCGCGUUUGUAUUUUGCCUCGGCCAAGCGCUAAGCAGGCGAUCCGUCUCCCGCAUGACCAAGGGCGUCACGCUUGCCGAGAUGGACAUGAAGAGUUGGAUCAACUCUCCAGGCACAAUGGCCUUCCAGUACAAGUCGACGUGGUUCUCGAUACGGUCCCUGCUUGGAUUUCUGACCCUCGUCGCGACGCUCGGGGUGCUCUUCUACACGACGGCAAUCUCCACCAUGGUUGCUCCCAAGCUGAAGCAAAUGCCCGUCCAGUCCAAAACCCUAAAAGGCGAAGUGUACACCUCGUACGGGAAUAUGUCCUACGGCAUGACGAAAUGCCCGAUUCUCUAUGGGAAGGACGACCCCGAUGGCAAGGACGGCUGGGGGUGUACGAGUAUAGAGUUUUGCGGCCAGUCGUACACGGAUUUGCUGGGCUUUAUGCAGCGCUGGCUGGACUUUAAGAAGCUUGCUCGGCCGUUGGCCAAGCGGCCGACGCCGUCGAGUUUGCUGAACGGGAAUAAGACCAUGGAAACGGCGUGGAUCGAGACGCAGCACCGCAACGUGACGGCCAACUUUGCGAAAUACGGCCGCAUUAUUGACAAUGUCACCAUGGCUAUGCCGCACCCUGGCGUUCUCAGUGCGGCCGAGCUGCAGAGGAAUCAAAUGCCGCGCCUGCAGGACGGCUUUGUCGGAGACGUGGCCAUUAAUGCCAGUGUCGUGUCGCCCACUGUCAACGUCAUGUGUGUCAAUAUGAAGAAGGAGGAAAUCGCACCCUUGGUCUACAUGUCGUGGCCAAAUAGUAAGAAAGAUUACAAACUAGUGAAAGGGUACGUGGUGCCAGCGGAUGGCUUUAGAGCCGACUACCCUCCUUGGGGUGAGGCUGGAAAGAAGGACAAUGUUCCAAACAAAACCGUGGUAGACGAUUUAUUCAAAUGGGGUCCCAAGUACGGACGAACGCCACCCAUACUGUCGACGUUUCCGCCGGUCAUGAAUAUGGUGUCAAACAUGUCCAUCAAUGGGUCCGGAAGCGUUUACAUUCUCAUCAAAAGCCUAGACAUUGAAGACUACACUCUUUGUGAGGCACAAUCGUGGCUGUCAGAUGUUUGCUCGACUCAGAUUCUCAUCUCCGGCACGCAUGGCGCUUCCUUGAAAGCCAUGUGCGAGAACCCCAACGACGAAACUGCCUACAACCGCAUCCAUCCACCAUCCAAGGACCCCCCUACACUACAACUAGGUUGGACCGAUGUGGCCCAAAACUGGUCCACGUCCAUGGACGUCAACGGCGGGCUUCGCGUAAACAACGGCUCCAACGCCCGAACCCUCUCACAGCUCAUCCUCAAAGAAGCCAAGAUUGACCCGCACUUUCCCACCAUUGCCGAAGCCCUGUCCGCGUAUCUCGCCUCGACCGUCGUCAUGAGCGCCAUCGACUCGCCCUUCCACCACGGCUGGGACCAUCCCACCAAGAUGCUCGACGCUGCCGCCACGCAAGAGUUCCAAGCCAAGCUCCAAACAACAGAGUACGCCGCCGGCCACACCCUGCCAUGGCAGAAGGCCUGGUACAUUGUGCUCUUCAUCGUGCCGGCGCUCAGCCUGUUCUGCAUCCUGUACAUGCUCCUCAACGGCGGGGUCAUCACCGACUUCACCGAGCCAAAGACCCUGUUUGCCCUGGCGCUGAAUAGUCCCCCCAGUGCCCAGAUCCAGGGGAGCUGCGGGAGCGGCCCGGUGGGCAGGGACCUCGUCGUCCCCUGGAGGGUGUCGUACGAGCCGGAGCUGCAGCAUUACUUUUUUGAAGAGGCCAACAAUAAGCCGUGGAGGGGGAGGUAUUCCAGGGAGGAAUUGCAUAUUCCGGGGCCGGGGGAAGAGUAUCUUGGCGCGAAUUAUAAUAGGUUAAGUGCUAGUAGAUUAAAGUUGUAG